UUCCUCCUCUGCUUAUUGUUCGCAGCCCAGCGCCCGCCCAGCCGCCGCCCCGCCCGACCCCGCUGCCGCUGUGGGCGAGCUCCUGGGGGAGGGGGCGGAGGCCAGCGCGGACGGGACGGGGCGGGAGUCAUCGCGGCAACGUGCGCGGAGCCGCAGCCGCGCAGACACCGCCCGGGCCGCAGCCAACUUCGCUCCUCGCUGCUGGCUCCGCGUCCCAGUCCAGCUCUGCGGCAGGCAGGAGGAGUCGCUGGAUCGCGACUCCGGAGUUCGCGACUGUCGCCAGGCCUCCCCCAGCGGCGCCGACGCUCCCGCCGUCCAGACGCGCGACCCUGCGCCAGCGCCGCAGCCACCUGCUCCGAGUCCCCGGGCGAGCACAACCAUGCGCCCCACUCCAGCGCUCUCCGCGCUGCUGCUGCCACUGGUGCUGCUACUGUCGCCUCCAUCUCUCUCCCAGGACUCUGGAAGUGGGACUACCACAUCUAUCAAAUCUAGCACUGUCCAGAGCACCCUGGCAGCAACGACUAACAACCCAACAUCAACAAAAGUCACAAUUGCUGUCCCGGUGGCCACUACACUUUCCCCAACCCAGCCAAGCAACCCUACGUCAUCCAAAAGCUCAGUCCAAUCUCCGACGUCUAUUCCGACCACCACCUCAGACUCCAGGAGCGAUACAAGCAGUGCCCCUUCUACUGCAGCUUCCAGUGGCUCUGAGGAGGACAAGACUAAAACAACCUCCCCCAGUAGCACCGCCCCCACUAGCAGCAGCAGUAGUACAGUCUCCUCUGUAGACAAGAGUGGUGACAGUGUCACCAUAGCCCCAAUCACCACUUUGCGGCCAACCAAGCACGUCUCUUCUCAGACUACUGACCUUAACACCUCCUCAAAGCUGCUUUCUACUACCGCCACAGACAGCACAUCAAGCCCUCACCAGUCUGUGGCUUCUCCUUCACAGAGCACAGAGACCCAUGCUGGGGCACAGCACACCCCUACUGCUGUUCCCAGCAGCUCUGGCUCCCUCAGCACUGAGAACUCUACACUCUCAUGGACGCCUACUACACACAAACCACUGGACACCUCUGAAACCACUCAGCCCGUCACCGGCCAGAUGCCAGACAUCACUACAUCGCCUGUCUCCACAACACUACAGUCUACAGGGUCUUCAGUGGGAACUGAGGUCAUGUCUACCACUGAAGAACUCACACACCCCAGCCCUAGUUGGACUUCCAUGGCCCCUCAAGGUCCCAGCACACCCUCUCCCGUCUUGAAUUACAAGCUAAAAUGUGAUCCUCCCAUAGUGCCAGAUGAGGAACUCCUCAUUCUGAACCUCACAAGAGCCAGCCUUUGCGAAAGGAGCCCUUGGAAUGAAAAACUCGUGGAACUGCUGUGUCACUCCGUCAAAGCCCCCUUCAAGCCAGCUGAGGAUUUGUGUACUCUACAGCUGGCCCCUAUUCUAGGCAACCAGGCCGUGGCCGUGAAGAGAAUCAUUAUUGAGACAAAGCUUUCUCCUAAGGCCGUGUAUGAGCUGCUGAAGGACAGAUGGGAUGACCUGACAGAGGCCGGAGUCAGUGACAUGAAGCUGGGGAAGGAAGGACCUCCAGAAGUCAAUGAGGACCGCUUCAGCCUGCCACUCAUCAUCACCAUCGUCUGCAUGGCAUCCUUCCUGCUCCUUGUCGCUGCCCUGUAUGGCUGCUGUCACCAGCGGAUCUCCCAGAGGAAGGACCAGCAACGACUCACAGAGGAGCUGCAGACAGUAGAGAAUGGUUACCAUGACAACCCAACCUUGGAAGUGAUGGAGACUCCUUCCGAGAUGCAGGAGAAGAAGGUGGUCAACCUUAAUGGGGAGCUGGGGGACAGUUGGAUCGUCCCUCUGGACAACUUGACCAAGGAUGACCUAGAUGAGGAGGAAGACACACACCUCUGAUCGGUCUGCCAGCCACCCUGACUGCACUGCAGAGCUCCAGACCACCCAAAGUGCCAUUUGGACAGGGUGGGGAAUCUUCCCACCUGAAGACAGAAAGACUGGGGAGGGAGAAUAGACUCUGAAGGUUGUCUCCCUCCUCCCAAUCCCUAUAGGGCCUUAUUUUCCCUUUUCAAGUUCAACGAAGCCACAUUCUGUCCAGUUCCCUCAUGUAAAAUAACCUACUUGUGCCUGAGCCCAGAGCCGCUGGAAGGCAGGAGGAAGAUGGAGAACGGCAUGUGAGAGGCUCUGGAGCUCCUUUAGGAACGGCACCCUCUCAUCUCAUAAGAUGAUUGAGGCCUUAAGAGGUCAGGUGAUUUGCACAGGACCACACAGCCAUUUGGUGACAAAGGUUGUUUCCCUCAGUCUCGUGCUUAAUUGCAUUAAGACACACUACUGUGUUCAUCUGUACCCAUUCCCCAAGACACAAGACACUUGCAGGUGGGGCAGGCUGGAAAGAAAACCAAGCCUCUACGGUCUCAAGGACAGGUCCCAAAUUUCCAUCUCCUAUAAUAUGGCCUCUUCUACCUAGCUUGUGGUAUCCCACCUCCCAUGAGUUAGUUUUUAGUCCCAUUAUUUCCCAGAGCAUGGCUUUGAACCUCUUGUUCUACAUUCUGAUCUCCUUGCCUUUGCUUAGUGGGAUUGGGACCUAACUCACAGGCCUCUCUAUCUAAUGGGGUCUGCCUAAGCAGUGGUGGGCAGGCAGAAAGAGGGGAAGCUCAUAUUCAGAUGGUUCCCUCAUGGCAGCUGAUUCUGUACUGACACUGGCCUAUCAUUCAAGACACUCCCUACAAGAUACUCCUCAAAAUCUCCCCUGGCCUGCCUUCUGCUCCCACUAGAAACAAAUCUGCAGUAGCUACUGAAAGCAAGAUGUUCCUUUUUCACUGUUCACUGUUCAGUUGGGGUGACUCCUCAAAACCUGGUGUCACAGAGCAGUUUUCUAGGGACAGACAUGUCCUGGGGUCCCGACUGGUCCCUGAAUGGCAGAUGUGUCACAGUAGACAAUCGAUCUAACCUACCAGGCAUUAUUGUUCCACAGGAAGCUCAGGGACUUUUCAAGUUACUGAGAACUUGGGUUGGUGUGUUACAGUGUUGUGUGUGUGUGUGUGUGUGUGUGUGUGUGUGUGUGUGUGUGUGUUUAAUCCAGCUCCCCACUGCCAAAAGGCCAAAGCGCAGAUCCUGGAGACUGUCCGCUGAUUCCAUCGGUUUGCAUCCUCCUUUGCCAUGGAGAAAGGCCCAGAGCAUACAGUUUGAAGAUGCCUUUACCUACUCUCCUAGUGCAGAGCCAGGUUUUUGUUUCCAGUGUUCUUUGUAGCAUCCCAGCUGUCCCACUUCUGAUGGCAUCUCAGGGAAACAUAAAACAAUGCCUCGUACCUAGCACAGGAGUUUUACAGGCUCAGCGAUGUCAAGCAGCCAUGUACAAGGUUGCCGAGGGCCCAGCAUAGUGAUGUUUCAUCUAGUUUCCUGGAAAAGGGGUGAGGGGAACCCUGUAUGGAGCUUUGAAUUAGGCCCAUGGUUUGUUUGUGCUUUGCUUGGGCAUAAGUUCCCAUGUCUCUCUUGUUUGGAGCAGCUUAUUUAAAAAGGGAGCUGGGGGGGGGGGCAGACAGGUGUUCUCUGCCUAAUUCCAUCUUUAUAGCUGUCACUGUGAGAUACAGGCUAGGGAGAAACGGCUGACAACAGUCAGGGAAGGCACUUGGUGAGCUUCACAGGAGCUUGAAAAAAUGCUAACAAGAACUCACAAGCCCCUUGGUCUGCUUCUCUCAGAUUUGCAGGGGAGGGUGGGAAAGCAGUGCCAACAGGAGGAAAAUUAGGUCUGUUUGCUCCCUGCAUUAGGCUCAGUCACCCAGUGGGUUCAUUCUGUCACGGCCUGAGAGGCAGACAAGAUUUCUUCUCCUUUGCUACAGUCAAUGGGGUAAGGCCAUUUGACAGACAGCAAGUGCUCUUUCUGCAAACUGGCCACAAGAUUUCAACCCCACAGCCUGUCAGAUGUGACAGUAAUGUUAGACAGCAGAUACUGUGUUUGGGCUGAAGGAACAGCCAUGGCUCUGCCCAGGCUGGCCCAGUGUUCCUUCUUGUGCACUCGAAUUGUGUGGCCUUUUGGUACAGCUUGAGAAUCUGAUACCUGAUCUUCACUUACUCUACCAUUGGGGCAUCUGUUCAGCUGCUAGCAUCUGUAAGAGUCAUCUUCCUGUGGUCAGUACUGGGUUUUUAGAGCUGUUAAUUCAGAAUCUCAGGACCAGUCUGAGAAAGGGGCGAGGAGGGAAACGGUAGAACCAGCUGUACCAAAGAGAAAUCAGAGCUUUUCACUUCAGUGGCAAAUGGUUUUCCCCAGCUGCAAACCCCAAGGGCCCAAUGGCUAUGACUGAACAAACCCAGCAGCCCUUGUGCUCCCGUGUACAUGGCGAGAGAAGCGCAGAGCAGUCUGCCUGGCAGGACAGGAUCCAGACUCAUCUAGGACACUCACACUUUCUUUCUAUCUUCCCUGAUAGAGCCAGCAAGUGUUUGAGUUUUAUUGGUCUUUUGCCUAUUUUUUAGACAAUACACUGGUGAAACUUUCAAGAGUAAGUUGAAGUUGAUGAGAUCUAUGCAUAUUUUUGACAAUGUAAAUACAGGAGCCACAUGUUUAUUUACCCUGUACUACUUUCAGAGAGUAAACUCUGGGGAAAGACUGGAUAGCUGAGAGAGAUAGCUAAGCCUCCCUGCCCCCUCUGAACAAGAACGUAGAGUCUAUUUAGUAGACAUGACUUUUUAAAAGAUGAAGGACAGAACAAGACAGGCUGGUAGCAAACGUAUUUGCCUUGUAGAUAGGGGAUUUACAAUUUUAAAACACUAUCCUUGCUCCUCCCGCAGCCAAGUCUCAGUCCUACUGCAGUUCAGGUUGGAGCUGAGAAUGGUCUGUGAUGGUCACGGGGAAAGUUGGAGAUGCAGUCCAGUCCUUCUACAGGAAAACACACUUGAAGCCACAAAGCAUCUCCCCAGGGACAGAGACAAGAUGCAAAAAUGCAUCCCAGACUGCCCACCCUGUGCUGCAUGUUCCUCAAGAACAGGGAAUUAAGGACUGCAACUUCUAGGUACAAGGUUAAUACAGGAUACCCUAGUCCUUCCUUGAGGGAGGGGCUGGGAGGACACGGGACACAAACAGCCAUGUGCUGGGCUCUGGAAUCACACGGUCCAAGGUGUAAAUAAACAUUCUGGGGGCUUGGGUUUUGUUUUUUGUUUUUGUUUUUUCUGUCAGGAAAUAAUUUUGAAAACUCCCUGAGGAAUGUCCAGUAGAACGAGGAUCAAAGGGACUAGUGUAGAGGAAGGCAGAGGGGAAGAAGCCCUGUGGAACAGCCUGUGUCACUGUCAGGCGUCUGAGGCUUCCCUCGAGUCUGGAAAACCCACCACUGGCCAGGACCACUGUUUCAUGGGGCCUUCCUUUUUCUUUGUGAAUGUCAACCAGCUUGCCCAGGAGAUUGGGGGAGUGUAUGUUGUAGUGGACAGGGGUCUAAAGUACACUGGAAUUUAUUGAGAGACUAUAGUUAACUAUUGCAUUUUCUUAUAAAGUAUAUUUUGGAAAAUUGUACACUGUCAAUUAAAAUGCUUUUGUGUAAGCUG
This is a messenger RNA of Mastomys coucha (southern multimammate mouse), 5554 nucleotides long. RefSeq names its product podocalyxin like (gene Podxl). Lineage: Eukaryota; Metazoa; Chordata; Mammalia; Rodentia; Muridae. The record is from RefSeq and is a predicted model, not a curated record. Gene Ontology annotation, cellular component: apical plasma membrane; microvillus membrane. Gene Ontology annotation, biological process: cell migration; positive regulation of cell-cell adhesion mediated by integrin; regulation of microvillus assembly. Bases 380 to 1921 code for a protein of 513 amino acids. The transcript is spliced from 8 exons.